AUGAGCAAUAAUAAUAAUAAUAAUAACGGGAGCUAUCAAGAAAGCAACGAUGAUGAUUAAUCAGAUGAUUAUGAAAUGAAGCAAUCUAAAAAUUUUGGUAAAGCUAUGUUGCUACCAGUCAAAGAUCAUUUGUAAAAGCUUGAAGAUACUAUGAAUAGAGUGCAAAAAGAUUUAGAAUAAAGCCGCAAAGAUAUGAAUAAUUUAAAAACAGAUUUAGCACAUCUAAAAAGUUCUUAAUUUGAUGGAUUCGGAGAUAUUUCUAAAUUCGUCAUGCAUGAAGUAGAAAGGUUAGGUAAUGAUUUAAGAAAACAAGGAACUGAAGAUUUACAUGACACAGACUUUUUAAAAAUGUAAGUAAACUAGCUUCUUGCUGAAAAGUAAAAGCUUGAAUCGACCACAGAUAUAUUAAAAUUAAGAAUUGUAAAUACAGAAAAUGAUGUUGGCUUUCGUUUUAUCUACGACUGA
Molecule: messenger RNA, 465 nt
Organism: Tetrahymena thermophila SB210
Lineage: Eukaryota; Ciliophora; Oligohymenophorea; Hymenostomatida; Tetrahymenidae
Exons: 2
Source: RefSeq, a predicted model, not a curated record